UCUCCGCCAUUUUCCUCCAGUCCUGAAAAGUUUUUCUGACUGUCUGUGGUGUUGUCGUUGUGUGUGUACGUCGGAUGUGUGUUGAUGUACGUAACCUCGUUACGUGCGUGAUAACGCCACUGUCCAAUUAAAUAUUGUGUGAUUGUCCGACGUGCUACACAGAAGCAAUCUAUAAUCGUGUAGUAAUUUUAUGGAAUUGAAUAGAACCUUGAAAUUCGACGGAGGAGGCAGAGAGAGUGGCGCCAUUGACAAAUGUCGAAGUUGAAAUGGAGGCGUCGUCCAUCAUCACCCAGGUUACCCGUGAAGAGGAUCAGAUAACCAGCUUCGCUCAAGAAAAAGUAAUUGUAAAGACAGUCAGUGGCUCGAGCAGCACCACUGGUAGCGUGAAAAAAUCAGCAAGAGGUUUCCUCAGAUCUUUAUUCUGUUGUCUGGGAAAACGAGGCAGCUCUGAUCAAACCAACAAAUCAUCCAACAAUGGUGGCAAUUUAGUUAUAAAUGGAGGAGGGGCGGGUAAUGGAGGAGGUUUUGACACUGAUAGUGGGGAGGAAAAUGGACGCUGCUCACCUUUGCUGCAGCAAGCAUCAGCCAAGUAUCUUUUGCCUGUUCCCCACUAUCAGGAUAGUCAAAGGAAGUGUAUGGUGAUAGAUCUGGAUGAAACGUUAGUCCACAGCUCGUUCAAGCCCAUAAGCAAUGCUGACUUUAUCGUUCCGGUGGAAAUUGACGGAACGGUUCACCAAGUGUAUGUGCUCAAACGGCCGCACGUAGACGAGUUCCUGCGUAAAAUGGGCGAGCUAUACGAGUGUGUACUAUUCACAGCAAGUUUGGCCAAGUAUGCUGACCCCGUAGCCGACCUAUUGGAUCAGUGGGGCGUCUUCCGAUCACGCCUCUUCCGGGAAUCGUGUGUCUUCCAUCGCGGAAACUACGUCAAAGACUUAAGUCGACUUGGUCGAGAACUCCAAAAAGUAGUCAUCAUUGACAACUCGCCCGCCUCUUACAUCUUCCAUCCUGACAACGCCGUACCAGUAGCUUCGUGGUUUGAUGACAUGUCGGAUACAGAACUUCUGGACUUGAUACCCUUCUUUGAACGACUCAGCCAGGUUGACAACGUCUACACGGUUUUGCGUAACUCGAAUCACGCUGCGUUGACCAAUCGUAGCGAUUCGCUCAACCCUAAUGUCGAUUUGAACUCGAUCCCUAUUAAUGUGCCCUAGCCCUUCUCUCCUUCUUGUAAGACGGACGAUCCAUCCAAUAUUGUGAGUGAUUUUAAUCUCGUCGCGAGCCUUCGGUGUGGCCUUCGUCUUUUUUUUCCAAUGCAGCUAAAUGACUUUAGAAGAAAAAGAAGAAAAAAUAUUGUUUCGACUCGUUGUUUCACACAAGUGCAUAUUAAUGGACCCCACCAAUUGGCCAAGGAAAGAAAUGUAAUCAAUUUACCCCAUACUUUCUGUGAGAUGGUUGUGCGUUGUUUGUGAGCGUGGCUUCCUUCGUCCACCGAGUGGUUGUAUCACAUACGAGAAAAGUGCCUGCCUCUUUCGUCAUUAUCUAUCUACCUGUCAACCCGCGUUAGACACGACAAUGCUGCUAUAACCUACGAGUUAUCAAAUGUAAGGAGACGGGAUAACAAAACAGGAUGAAGAAAAUAGCCAACUGACCAUUGUUCGAAUGACCUUUGAUAUCUUUCUUUUUUUACCUUUUUUUAUUACCUUUCAUUUUAAAAAAUUAUUAUAAUCAACUGGUUGUAUUUUGUAGAUAUCUUUUGGAUCUACAGCUGCACUAUUCGCUGUACAUAAGAAAGACUCCCACUUUAGAUUUUCGAUCUAUAUUGGAUGGGUUGCGUUGGAUGUUUUUGGGGUCAAGUGCCUUGUUUUUUUUCCCCCUUUAAGAAUUUCUUUUUAUUUGUUCUUCCCACACAAAAAAAUCAUCCAACGUACCGAUCACUAACUCGUGUUCAGAAAUCACUUUGUAACUUCGAAAAUCGUGUUCCGUUUUCUUUUCUUAGUAUCCUAAGUUGAUUCUUUAUUCAUUUACUCAUACUCAUCAUCUUUCUUCCCCUUGUUCAUCCAUUUACUACAACUUGGACAGUUACUCUGUAGAGACAUAAUCCAAGAGUGGGAAAUUUAUGGAACUGGUUCGGGCUGUCUUGUUGGUUACGUUCCCACUUUCUCUCCACGUUCUUCAUCCGCCGGUGUUGAUUCCUUGAAAGUUUAUUAUUUCUAUCAUUUCUUUCGCUAAUGUUUUAUUACCGUUUUUACGCUUGUGGUUGAAUCCACCUUUCACGCCAGCUACACCUAAAGCAUCAAUAUUACUUUUCAAGUGUUAUGUCCCCCACCUUCUGCGCUCUUUUUCACCUUGACUUUUGUUACUGUUGGUUUGUUUAUUAUUAUUAUUUUUUCCUUUGUCUACAUCGUCAUUUCUGUUGAUUGGAGCAUCCGAAUAUCUUUUCUGCACGCCAUGGACUACGUCGUUUCAAACGGUCAUGUCCUAGCCCCUCAUCUCAGCCGCAAGUGCCUCCUCCCGUUUGCGCAGUUAAUUCUUCAUAAGGUGUGGGUCAGAAACGAUCCCUUGAAACAUCACUCAAAACAUGGUCAAACGAGGUUAAAUCGCAUCUAAUAAAACUACCAAACCGGUGUGCCAUAUACAAUACCAAUUAUAAGAUCUUAAGCGAAAAGAAAAACGUCUGGCGGUGGAAACCUGAAUGAUCAGCGAAAUUCGUCUGCCCCCAUCAUUCAUCUGUUUUACAUUAAGGACAACGGACUAGCUGCCCUCCAUCCACUCCUCGCAACAUCCAAUCCAUGUAUUACGUUACUAGAUUAGCUCUCGCGUCCUAUCAUCACCGGCUUCUUUUUUUCUAUCUUUUUGUGCUCAAGACGACGCAAUACAUAUUUGAUUGAGCCGACUGAUUAGUUUAACAAAUUUCAGCUAAACGUCGUUUGAGUGAGCCAUUCACUCCAGUUUGAGGACAAAAUAGUGGACACCGAGUUUAGGUAGAGGUGAGGGGUUCCUUUUUCACUGUACUUCUCAUUGAAGGCAGAGAUUCUCUAGGCGAUGGUUGUAUUAGAUAUCGAGAACCUCACGAUAGCAAGUUAAAACCUGGCCUUACUUCUUUCAUUUUUGGCACGAGAAUAUGUGUCUUGUGUGAUGGAUACGUUGGAAAAUAAUCUGCUUUGUAGCCACGAAAUAUACCAAGACAUACUCA
Molecule: messenger RNA, 3193 nt
Organism: Daphnia carinata
Lineage: Eukaryota; Metazoa; Arthropoda; Branchiopoda; Diplostraca; Daphniidae
Product: carboxy-terminal domain RNA polymerase II polypeptide A small phosphatase 1-like
Exons: 6
Coding region: 267-1211 (314 amino acids)
Molecular function (GO): RNA polymerase II CTD heptapeptide repeat phosphatase activity
Source: RefSeq, a predicted model, not a curated record